AUGUACACAAACACUUUGGCUAAGGGUAUUACUAAAAACUACCUAUCUAGGAAUAUUAGAGUUUCUAGGUUCUCGACUUUUCUUCGUUUAAGAAACACAGCUGCUGCACAUUCAACAAGCAAUGCAUCUUCUGUGAAUGCUAGUGCGCCUAAAAAGUACUCCAACUACUGGAUAGCUAGUACAUUAGGUCUAGGUGUCGGUGCUCUGUUAUACUCGUAUCAAACCGCUGGUAAGUUACCAGAAAUUGAAUAUUUUGAGAUUAAUGAUCAAAUUAAUUCUUUUCCAAGUGCAUUACGUCCACCAUUGUACCCAUUAUCUACUAACUACUCUUUAUUAGGUCUGGGUGUGAGAUCUGUAAUUGUGGAAAGUUUUAAAGUAUAUGGUCUUGGUAUUUAUAUUGCUGAUAGCGACAGGAAGUUGGUACCAAUGAUCCUUAACUCUUUCUUUUUAAAGAAAGCGUUUAUUGAUACAGAUGAAAGUAAGACUCAUAAAGAAAAUGUCAAGGCUGCACUUGAUGAUCCUGUAAAAUCUGUCAUUUUGGCAAGAAAUUUAUUGGAUGGUGGUGUUAGAAUGACUGCAAAAUUCACUCCAAUUAAAAACACUAACCUGACAUUUGUUAGAGAAGGUAUCAUCAAAACUAUUUGGAAUCAUCCAGAUGCUGAAGCAAACAAAGAGAUUUUAGAAAAAGGUAUUGAUGAAUUGAGAAAGGCAUUCAACAAAAAGGGUUCUUUCUUGAAAGAUGAUGAUCUAUUGAUGGAAUUAAAUGCUGAUGGUAGUUUACAAAUAACUUAUGUUAAUUGUAAACAUGGUGAUAUUUACAAGAUGGACUUAGUUAAAGAACCAGCUGUCGGUAGAUUUCUGUUUAGUCAAUACAUGAGUGGUCCAAAUCCAUUGUCAGUUCCAUGCAAGAACGAAAUUGUAAAAUCUCUAGUUGAUCUAGUUUGA
Messenger RNA from Maudiozyma saulgeensis, 945 nucleotides. The record is from the annotation of a GenBank genome assembly. Lineage: Eukaryota; Fungi; Ascomycota; Saccharomycetes; Saccharomycetales; Saccharomycetaceae.